AUGGGUUUAUCCCAGUCCUACGGCCCAGCCGACGACAAUGUAUCACACCAGACGCUCUCGAAGGCUGUCGACAUUGGCUGUACGUUCUGGGACACGGCCGUUGUAUACGGCACCGGCCACAAUGAGCAGCUUAUUGGUGACUUCUUCCGGAAGACUGGGAGCCGCGACAAGGUGUUCAUCGCGUCCAAGUGCGCCAUUGAGUGUAUAGGUGAAUCGGCUGGGCGUACCAUCACGAACAAGCCUGAGCACAUCGCCGCCUACAUUGAGGGUACCAAGGAGCGCCUUGGUUCAUACCCCGACCUCUAUUACCUCCACCGAAUCGACCCCGACACCCCCCUUGAGGAGUCGAUUCCUGCCCUGCAAGCACUCAAAACCGCCGGCAAGACCAAGUACAUUGGCCUGAGCGAGUGCAGCGCUGCAACCCUCCGCAAGGCUUGCGCCAUAGCCCACAUCGACGCCCUUCAGAUCGAGUACUCGCCCUUCUUUACUGGUCACGAGCAGAACGGCCUCAUUGACACCGCACGCGAACUUGGGGUCACCAUCAUUGCCUUUUCGCCACUGGGGAGGGGAAUUCUCAGCGGCAGGUUCCGCAGCCUCGAUGAACUGCCAGCAGAUGACUACCGCCACACCUGCCCUGUCUUCAGCAAGGAGAACCUUCCGGGGAAUCUGAAGCUUGUGGACGAGUUUGAGAAACUAGCUGCCAAGAAGGGUUGCACUUCGUCACAGCUUGCUCUUGCCUGGGUCAUUGCCCAGGGCGCGAUCCCCAUCCCCGGCACCAAGACCAGCGCGCGUCUUGUCGAGAACUUUGGUGCUGGUAACGUUACUCUUGGGGUCGACGAACUCAAGGCGCUCCGUGUGCUCAUCGAGGCCAACAAGCCUGUUGGCGACCGCUACUCUGCAGUAAACAUGGCUGCGGUGGGCAAGUGA
Messenger RNA from Apiotrichum porosum, 927 nucleotides. RefSeq lists its product as uncharacterized. Bases 1 to 927 code for a protein of 308 amino acids. NCBI's taxonomy places the organism in Eukaryota, Fungi, Basidiomycota, Tremellomycetes, Trichosporonales, Trichosporonaceae. The record is from RefSeq and is a predicted model, not a curated record. Gene Ontology annotation, cellular component: cytoplasm. The transcript has a single exon.